AUGGGUCCCGGGCCCCGCUCGCUGCUGCUGCCCGCCGCCCUCCUGCUGCUCCUCGCCGGCCGGGGCACCGUGCUCGGCGACACACCUGCCAACUGCACCUACCCCGACCUGCUGGGCACCUGGGUUUUCGAAGUGGGCCCCAGCACGUCUGACCGCAAUAUCAACUGCUCAGCUGUGGGACCCCCAGAAAAAAAAGUAGUGGUGUACCUUCAGAAAUUUGACACAGCACAUGAUGACCUGGGCCAUUCCGGCCAUUUCACCAUCGUUUACAAUCAAGGCUUUGAAAUUGUGUUGAAUGACUACAAGUGGUUUGCCUUUUUUAAGGAUGUCACUGAUUUUAUCAGUCAGUUAUUCAUGCAACUGGGAACUGUGGGAAUAUAUGAUUUGCCACAUCUGAGGAACAAACUGGUUGUUAAAUAGAGCAUCUGCUGAGGCGCUCUUUUAAAGCCACCCAGCCACGAAAGGACAGACUAUGUGACUCUGAGGCAGAGCAGCACAGCAACCUAUGUACCUCUGGCAACUAGCAGAGGCCUCGCAGCUACAGUCUGUUCUGCAGUUUCUAUUUGCACAGAAAUUUCAAAGGAGCCCCGGGACCUCCUUCGAAGGCAGCUGCCCUCCGGAACGCUUCCUUGAAGGCAGUAAUCACCAUUUUGGAAUGUGAAACACCAGAAUCUACACAGGAAAAAAUAAAAAUGUAUAUCUCUGGAAGAAAGGAAGUCUUUAAUGGCUUCACCAGUCAGCCUUUUAAUCAAAGGAAAUCUUUGCAACGUGUUAACUUAUUUUAUAAUUCUUUUGAAUACUCCUGCAUGGAAAUGAUCUUUCAGGAUUAUGAUUUGAUUUAAAAAAAAAUAAUAUUUCAUUUUAUUCAUUGUAUCAGAUAAGUUGCUAAUUCCUAAGUACCUUCCGUUUCUCUUGUUACCUGGAGGAACUUCAGAACCUAUGGUACGGAGAAAAUGAAGUAUCACUUGUGAUACACAGCUCUAAGUUAGUGAUGGCCAGAGGUCCUUUGGAGCACUGUUGAAAAGGUAGCCAACCUCAUGAAGGGUCUGCUGAAAGUAGCAGGCCGAUAGGAUGCUUGUUCAUAAAGAUGGCGUGGUUAAUUAUCUGUUUUUAGUAGGUGCUAAGUUCUGUGCUAAGAAUUUGAUGUACUUUGCCUGACUAAAAACUUCCUAUAGAUAAUAGCAAUUCUAUGUUACAGAGAGGUCAAAUGAGGCUCAGACUAAUUAGCAUUUUGCUUAAAGUCACAUGACUGUAAAUAUGGAAACUCUAGUUUUAGCCUUUCAAGUUUAAGGUCUUCCUUGUAGCUAAAGAACAAAAGAACAACCAUUUCACAAAGAACUUAUGGUAUUUGGGUCACAUUUGAGUUGAUUUUUCUGGUGAUUUUCAGCCCAUAUGUAUCAUUAAUGUUACUUUGGUGAUGUAUGAACUGCAUUAGCUCCUACUGAAAUCUUAGGGAAUUAUUGGCGGGAAGCUUAGGUUCCCUUACCUAAGUUUCCAAAUCACUUCAUUUUCUAAACCAAGGUCCUUUCAGUCAAGGUAAAAAUUUACCUUCCCCUUUCCUUGAUCAUUCUAAAAAAUGGAGAGCUUUAUAAACUCCAAAUUAAGUACUUCUGACAAAUGGACCUCUCAAUCACACUAUUCACAAUGAUUGCUAUGUGUUAGCCUUUUCCUGCUAAACAAUGACUGAUUUCCUUCUUCGCUGGUUUAAAGCAAAUGCAUGCCACUACUCUAAUCUCCUCGGGUUGCCUUGGGUUAGAAUCACCUCUUGGGUGACUAACAACAGCAGUACCCAGUCCUGAAAAGCCUAAACUAUGAGACUCCACCUACACUAUAUUAUCUGGGUGAUUUCUUUAUUUGUUCAGAGUUCUUAUACCAUCUGAGAAGUUCUGAUGUGCUGUUCUGAGCAUGUUAUAUUUCACAAAUAUGAUAUAAAAACUUGGAUACUUUUUUCUUUCUUCACCUCUCACUAACUCACUGCCAUUGAGUUGAUGCCAACUGAGUGGGCCUGUGCG
Molecule: messenger RNA, 2012 nt
Organism: Echinops telfairi (small Madagascar hedgehog)
Lineage: Eukaryota; Metazoa; Chordata; Mammalia; Afrosoricida; Tenrecidae
Product: dipeptidyl peptidase 1-like
Exons: 4
Coding region: 1-420 (139 amino acids)
Source: RefSeq, a predicted model, not a curated record